Messenger RNA from Trichobilharzia regenti, 1894 nucleotides. Lineage: Eukaryota; Metazoa; Platyhelminthes; Trematoda; Strigeidida; Schistosomatidae. The record is from the annotation of a GenBank genome assembly.
CUUUUAUUUUCUUCUUUUAAUGUUAGCAUACAGUUGGUUGUUUUGAGUUUUAGACAGCAUUACUAUCUUUAACAUUGAUAAGAUUAUUGUUGUCACCACCAUUGUUAUUAUUAUUGUCAUCGUCACCAUCGUGAAUGGUAUCAAUGCUGUCAAUUUUCAAAAGGAGUCAUUUAAAACAAUCAACAAAUCUAGUUAUCCUAUGCUUCUUCUUAUAUAAAUUAACUGAAACACUCUUACAGUAUGGUACACGUAUUGAAAUUUAUAAAACUGUAUGCAUAGCAUUAACAAAUUUUACAAAACCUAAUGAAAAUUUUUGUUCUGAUGAAAAUUAUGUGAAUGAAAAGCAACAAGAUACAAGAAAUUAUGAAAUGUUAACAAAAGUUCAAAAAGCAUCAGGAAUCUAUUUAUUAAUAUAUCGUAUACUGCUAAAUUUACCAGCGGCUAUUGCAUGCCUUAUUUAUGGUGUUUGUUCAAAUAAAUUUGGUCGUAAAAUCUCUAUGCUUAUACCAUGUUUAGGUGCAACAAUUGCAUGUACACUGUUUAGUGCAAGUCUGUCACCAGAAAUAAAUUUAAUCUAUGGAUCUACAACAUUAAUAUUAAUCGGUGGAACUAUAUAUGGGAUAUGCGGUAAAAGUAGUGCUGUUACUAUGGGUGCUAAUAGUUAUAUUACUGAUAUGAGUAGUACAAGUAAUCGUACACGUAUGCUUGGACGUUUACUUGGUGUAAAUUGUCUUGGUUUAACAAUUGGUACUGUAUUAUUUAAUCAAAUGACAAAAUCAGGAGAACAAGACAUAAUUCUUUUGUAUUUACGUAAUAAACCAACAUUAUGGACUAGUCAGUUAUAUGGUUUUUAUAUGGCAUGUUAUUAUGGUUGUAUGUUUUUACACUUAACAUUAUUCUUACCAAUAAUUGAACAUAGGUAUACACCACAUGAUACUACAUUAAUUUUAAUUGGUUUAUCAUUGAAAAUAUUUCGUUUAUUAUUAUUUUCUAUUACAAUGAAUAAAUUUUGGAUAUUUUUUGGUGCAAUAAUAGGUUCAGCUGCUGGCUACAUUACAUCAGCUACACGUUCAUUAAUUAGUAAACUUGUUAAAGGUGAUGAAAUUGGUGCAUCUUUUGCUCUUAUUUCAAUUAUGGAAACAAUUGCUAAUUUAUUUGGUGGAAUGUUAUUCACGCUAGUUUAUAAUUAUACUUUAAAUUAUAUUUCAUCAUUUAUUCUACUCUUUGAUGCAUUUUUACAUAUAUUAGUAUUCAUUUUAAUUAUUUGGUUACGUUUUAAAUUUCUUAUUUAUGAGAAAAGUUCAAAUAAUAUUAUGCAUAUUAGUCAAGAUUUUAUCGAUCAAUCAUAAAGUGGUUAUUUUGGUUUUUGUUGUAAAAAUUUGAACUUCAGCAAUUGGUGAUCUGCUUGAAUCACUGAACUACCAAAAUUUUCAUCUUUUCUGUAUUUCUUAUUGUUUUUAAUUGUACAAUUAUAUUAAAUGACCAUCAUAUGAACUCACAGGCAUAUUUCAUAAACACGCCAUCCCCCUUCACACACACACACACACUAAACCCUGUGCAGUUCUUCAAGAAGAAAAUAAAGGAAAAAUGUACAGAGAUGAACCUUUCUUCAUAUGCAACAAGGUUACGUAAUAUCAUAUACUUCAUAUUAUUACUUUACAUGUAAAUCCUGUAUGAAGGGAAAAUAUUAUAGAACUAGGUCUUCUGGAAAUUUCUCUAACAUAUAUUGUGGAUAAUAACUAAUGGGUUUAAUAAUCUAUCUAUCUAUCUACACUGCUGUCAUAUUUUAUGGUACUUAUUUUGUGAUAUUUUUGAGUUCGGUAACAUUUAAUGUUGUAUAUUUUUUUUUGUACAAAUACUAUUUGUGUAAUAUCUGUUACAUUUCAUAUGUCCG